Molecule: messenger RNA, 1078 nt
Organism: Pseudopipra pipra
Lineage: Eukaryota; Metazoa; Chordata; Aves; Passeriformes; Pipridae
Product: ankyrin repeat domain-containing protein 26-like
Exons: 6
Coding region: 272-1078 (268 amino acids)
Source: RefSeq, a predicted model, not a curated record
GAGAACAGCGGAUUGGAAGGCACUGUCCAGCAGCCAAGCGAGAGCGUUGAAGCCCUUCCGAGAGCCCUGCAAGCCUCUGCCUCAGGUGGUGAACUUUCCCAGCAGCUGGACAUGGAGCCUGGAACAGGCAUGCAGCUCGAGGCCCUAAACCAGGCUUUGCAAGAAGAGCUGUCCACUCUGCUUGGGAAGUGUGAACAACUGGAGAAGAGCAAAUGUCAGCUGCAAGAAGAGGUGACAAAACUCCACCACCAUUUGGAGACUUUGGUGCUGGAUGGCAGCCAAAGAGAACAGUGUACAAGAGAGGUGGCAGAAGGAGCUGACCAGGAAAGAAGUCCAAAGCUACAAGAGGUCAGCCUCGUUUUGCAAGCUGGAAAAGCUUCUGAGGAUAGAGAGGAGGAAACUCCGGGUUAAUGAAGAGAAAGGAAGUCAGUCCCAGCUGGAAGAAAUGAAGAAGAGAUAUUCUGAAAAGGUCAAGGAAGUCGAUGGAUUCCAAAGAGAGGUUGCUGAACUUUCCCAGCAGUUGGACAGGGAACGUGAACAGUGCACGCAGCUGGAGGCCAAAAACCAGGCUUUGCAAGAAGAACUGUCUGCCCUGCGUGGGGAGUGCGAGAACCUGGCCAUGGACAAAUGCCAGCUGCAAGAAGAGCUGGCAAAACUCCACCAUCAUUUGGAGACCAACGUGGUGGAUCGCAGCCAACUCGAACAGUGCAAAAGAGAGGUGGAAGAACAAGCAGACCAGGAAAUAAGACAAAAACUCCAGGAAGUCAAUGAGUUUUUGCAAGCACAGGCAGCCCACCAGGACACCUUAGAAGAAAUCAGAGCCAGUCAUGUGGACUCACUGAAAAAACAAUUAGAAGACAGAAUUAGAGAUCUGGAACGUGCACUGGGAAGGACAAAAAGCAACCAAGCAGAAAGACCUUUUCCAAAAGAAUCCACCCAGGCAGAAGUGGACAAGUACAAAGAACUGUAUCUGGUGGAAGCCAAAACCAGAAAAAGCCUCGCCAAGAAACUGGAAAGAGUUCCAGCAGUAACCCCACAGCAGCACCACUGUGGCAUUAUUGGUGUCUUUUCAAGUUGA